Molecule: messenger RNA, 5340 nt
Organism: Manis pentadactyla (Chinese pangolin)
Lineage: Eukaryota; Metazoa; Chordata; Mammalia; Pholidota; Manidae
Gene: EHBP1
Product: EH domain binding protein 1
Exons: 26
Coding region: 548-4372 (1274 amino acids)
Molecular function (GO): protein binding
Source: RefSeq, a predicted model, not a curated record
GGCUCUAGCAGGGUUUUGUAGGGUGGGGGACGGUCGCGGGGCGACUGUCCGGGAGGGGGCGGGCGUGAGGCGCGCUGUCCUCCUGAGGGGCCGCAGACCCCGGCUCCUGCGAGCGCCGCGGCUGGCUCGGCUGUUCCAUGUGGCUCCAGCGGGGAUGGAGGACUCGGUGGCGGUGGUGGCGGCUGCUGCUGCGGCGGCGACGGAGAAACGGCGCUGAGGAGGGAACGGGGCCAGGCUCAGCCCGACAGCGGGAUUAGAGUUCUCCAGAAUACACAUCAUAUAGCCCCUGAGGCAGAAUGGUGAUAUCUCCAUGAGGGAACCUCCUCUCACUCAUCCUGUCAUGUCCAUCAUACUGUUCUUGACUGAGCCAUUCAUCUAAGAUGGGAUUUACCCUGUGAAACAGGGAGAAGACUUAUGGACCCCAAACAUCAUUUCAAGUUGUAGUUGUGUUUUAAAGUACAGGCAUACAAGCUCCUUUGCUUUGGAUCCUGUGCUUUGUUGAAGCUGCUGUGUUGCUAACCCAGAACUGCUCCAGUGACUGUUCAUCAUGGCUUCAGUUUGGAAGAGACUGCAGCGCGUGGGAAAACAUGCAUCCAAGUUCCAGUUUGUGGCCUCCUACCAGGAGCUAAUGGUUGAGUGUACUAAGAAAUGGCUGCAGCAGAAGAGAGCUCCACCCAACCUCUCCACUCCCCCACACCCUUGUAAUUACCUAUUGAUAUAUAGAUGGACUACUUUCUCCACCCCUUGGAAACACUUACUGAUAUGCAUAUGCACUAAAGCCAGGCAGCCAGAUAAACUGGUGGUGGUCUGGACAAGAAGAAGCCGAAGGAAGUCUUCUAAGGUGCAUAGCUGGCAACCUGGAAUAAAAAACCCAUACCGUGGUGUUGUAGUCUGGCCUGUUCCUGAAAACAUUGAAAUCACCGUGACACUUUUUAAGGAUCCCCAUGCAGAGGAAUUUGAAGAUAAAGAGUGGACAUUUGUCAUAGAAAAUGAAUCCCCUUCUGGUCGAAGGAAAGCGCUUGCUACUAGCAACAUCAACAUGAAACAGUAUGCAAGCCCUAUGCCAACUCAGACUGAUGUCAAGUUAAAAUUUAAGCCAUUGUCUAAAAAAGUUGUAUCUGCCACUCUUCAGUUUUCAUUGUCUUGCAUUUUCCUUCGAGAAGGAAAAGCCACGGAUGAAGACAUGCAAAGUUUGGCUAGUUUGAUGAGUAUGAAGCAGGCUGACAUUGGCAAUUUAGAUGACUUUGAAGAAGACAAUGAAGAAGAUGAUGAGAACCGAGUGAAUCAAGAGGAAAAGGCAGCAAAAAUUACAGAAAUUGUAAACCAAUUGAAUGCUCUGAGCAGCUUAGAUGAAGAUCAAGAUGACUGCAUAAAACAAGCAAAUAUGCCUUCAGCUAAAUCAGCCAGUUCCUCUGAAGAACUUAUCAACAAACUUAACUUUUUGGAUGAAGCAGAAAAGGACUUGGCCACUGUGAAUUUAAAUCCAUUUGGUGAUCCUGAUGUAGCAGAAUUAAAUCCAUUUGGAGAUCCUGACUCAGAAGAACUAAUCACUGAAACAGCCUCACCUAAAAAACCAGAAGAAUCUUUUUAUAAUAACAGCUAUAAUCCCUUUAAAGAGGUACAGACUCCACAGUACUUAAACCCAUUUGAUGAACCAGAAGCUUUUGUAACCGUAAAGGAUUCUCCUCCACAGUCUACAAAAAGAAAAAAUUUAAGACCUGUGGACAUGAGCAAGUACCUCUAUGCUGAUAGUUCUAAAACUGAAGAAGAAGAGUUGGAUGAAUCAAAUCCUUUUUAUGAACCUAAACCAACUCCUACAAAUAAUUUGGUAAAUCCAAUUCAAGAACUGGAAACUGAAAGGAAAGUGAAAAGAAAAGCCCCAGCUCCACCGUGCAUCUCACUAAAGACAGGAGGAUUAAGUGAAAACACUGUUGUUUCUGCAGCAAGAGAACUUUCUACUUCUCCUAAGCCAAGUCCUAUACCAAGUCCUGUUUUGGGGCGAAAGCCAAAUGCUAGUCAGUCGUUGCUGGUAUGGUGCAAAGCAGUUACAAAAAACUACCGAGGCGUGAAAAUCACCAAUUUUACCACAUCUUGGAGAAAUGGUUUAUCUUUCUGUGCAAUAUUACACCACUUUAGACCAGAUUUAAUUGACUACAAGUCUCUGAAUCCUCAAGAUAUUAAAGAAAACAACAAAAAGGCGUACGAUGGAUUUGCCAGCAUAGGAAUUUCCCGGUUAUUGGAACCUUCUGAUAUGGUUUUAUUAGCAAUUCCUGACAAACUGACUGUUAUGACUUACCUCUAUCAAAUAAGGGCACAUUUCAGUGGCCAAGAACUAAAUGUUGUUCAGAUAGAGGAAAACAGCAGCAAAAGCACAUAUAAAGUUGGAAACUAUGAAACAGACACAAACAGUUCUGUUGAUCAGGAAAAAUUCUAUGCAGAGCUUAGUGAUCUGAAGCGGGAGCCUGAACUGCAGCAGCCUACCAGUGGAGCAGUUGACUUCUUGUCGCAGGACGACUCUGUAUUUGUAAAUGAUAGUGGGGUUGGAGAGUCAGAGAGCGAACAUCAGACGCCUGAUGAUCACCUUAGUCCAAGCACAGCCUCCCCUUACUGUCGCAGGACUAAAAGUGACACAGAACCUCAGAAGUCCCAGCAGAACUCUGGAAGGGCUUCAGGAUCUGAUGACCCUGGAAUACGUUACAGUACAGAUGCAACCCAUGCACAAGUCUUGUUAGGCAAGAAGAGACUAUUGAAAGCUGAGACUUUAGAAUUAAAUGACUUAUGUGUUAGUGGCAAGAAGAAAGAUGUGUCUCCACCCUUUACUUGUGAGGAGACAGAUGAGCAAAAGCUUCAGACUCUAGAUGUCAGCAGUAACUUGGAGCAAGAAAAAUUAGAGAAUUCCAGACCCUUAGAAUGCAGGUCAGAUCCUGAAUCACCUAUCAAAAAACUAAGUGUAUCUCCCACUUCUAAACUUGGAUACUCAUACAACAGAGAUGCAGACCUUGCAAAGAAAAAACGUGCUUCCCUGAGGCAGACAGAGUCUGAUCCAGAUGCUGACAGAACUACUUUAAACCAUACAGAUCAUUCCACAAAAACAGUCCAGCAUCGGAUGUUAUCCAGACAAGAAGAACUUAAAGAAAGAGCAAGAGUUCUCCUUGAGCAAGCAAGAAGAGAUGCAGCCUUAAAGGCAGGGAAUAAGCAGAUUACCAACACAGCCACACUACUGUGCAACAGGCAGCUAAGUGAUCAGCAAGAUGAAGAGCGACGUCGGCAGCUGAGAGAGAGAGCACGUCAGCUAAUAGCAGAAGCUCGAUCUGGAGUGAAGAUGUCAGAACUUCCCAGCUAUGGUGAAAUGGCUGUAGAAAAGUUGAAAGAAAGGUCAAAGGCAUCUGGAGAUGAAAAUGAUAAUAUUGAGAUAGAUACUAACGAGGAGAUUCCUGAAGUCUUUGUUGUGGGAGGUGGAGAUGAACUUACUAAUUUAGAAAAUGCCCUUGAUACUCCUGAACAAAAUACUAAGUUGGUGGAUUUGAAACUGAAGAAGCUCCUAGAAGCUCAGCCGCAGGUGGCAAUUUCCCUCUCCAGCACUCAGAAGGCUGUAACUGAGAGCUCAGAGCAAGACAUUAAGAAUGGCACAGAAGAUCUCCGGACUGAGCGAUCACAAAAAGCAACAGAACGAUUUAGAAAUCCUGUUGUGUUCAGCAAGGAUUCUACAGUCAGAAAAACUCAACUUCAGUCUUUCAGUCAGUAUGUUGAGAAUAGACCAGAGAUGAAAAGGCAGAGAUCAAUACAGGAAGAUACAAAGAAAGGAAAUGAGGAGAAGGCAGCGAUAACUGAAACUCAGAGGAAGCCAUCAGAAGAUGAAGUGCUUAAUAAAGGGUUCAAAGACACCAGUCAGUAUGUUGUAGGAGAAUUGGCAGCACUAGAGAAUGAGCAAAAGCAAAUUGACACCCGUGCCGCGCUGGUGGAGAAGCGCCUUCGCUAUCUCAUGGACACAGGAAGGAACACAGAAGAGGAAGAAGCUAUGAUGCAGGAAUGGUUUAUGUUAGUUAACAAGAAAAAUGCCUUAAUAAGGAGAAUGAACCAGCUCUCUCUCCUGGAAAAAGAACAUGAUUUAGAACGGCGGUAUGAGCUACUGAAUCGGGAAUUGCGGGCAAUGCUAGCCAUUGAAGACUGGCAGAAGACCGAGGCCCAGAAACGACGUGAGCAACUCCUGCUGGAUGAGCUUGUGGCCCUAGUGAACAAGCGCGACGCGCUCGUCAGAGACCUGGACGCGCAGGAGAAGCAGGCCGAAGAAGAAGAUGAGCAUUUGGAGCGAACUCUGGAGCAAAACAAAGGCAAGAUGGCUAAGAAAGAAGAAAAAUGUGUUCUUCAGUAGCAGCUGGACCAGAUCUUUCCCAACAUUUUAGUGUUGGGUCCCUAGGCUGGAAAAAGUCAGACUCACUGAUUUAAAACUUUUGACAUUUUGUUUGGCUGGAUUGUACUUAUUUACCACCACCACCACCACCCCUCUUCCUCCCUCAUUUCCAGAAUUCCGAAGUAGCUUUAAGGAUUUUUGUGUGUGUGUGUGUGUGAGUUAAUCAUUUCCUUGAAAUCAUGCGAAUUAAAUUUGCACAGACACCUUGUGAGUGAUUGGUAUUGGGAGUAUUCGAGAAACUUCAAAGAAGAAAGAAAAGAAAAACUUCCCUUAUUAUUUUCACUCAUUUUUCGAUGGGAAGAAAAUCUGAAAACAUUUUUGUUAAUAGCAUAAUGGUGGGAGGGGGGUGAGAGAGGGUGAGAAAAAUGUCAUGAAUGAUUUUCAUCCAGUCCUGCCGUAUGUAACACUGACUCUGUUACCUAAAUGUUAUAGUUCGAGCAUAUUCCAUCUACUUAUUAAACUGUGUUCUAUUUACCAGUGGGAUUUUCUGCAGUUGUUUUGCAUUUCACUGUAAGGAUAAUAGGGUUCCUCUCCUCUGCUUUCCUCAGAGGAUAGCCCUUUAACAUAGCCUGAGACAAGUCCUGUGAUUUGAAGGUGAGCUGUGAGGAUGGGGCUAAUUGACAUGCAUCAGUUUACAAAGAAAGUCUUAUCAUCUGAGGAUGCGCCAUCUUUUUCUCUGGAUAAUUAUUUGUUACAUCUAGCUUGGUUCCUACAUUUUGUUAGGUCUCCACGUUGGCUCAUGAAUGCUGUUAAUAUUUAUUCUGUAUUGAUAAAAGUCGGUCUUGCCACUAUGAGUACUUCCAUCAAUUAAUAUUUUCUUCUACAGCAUAGAACUGUCAUUGUUGUGUGUGAAAAUGGUUAUGUUUAUUUAUUACAAUACUGAAUCAUAUAUAAAUUUUCAAUAAAAGCAGAAACUUUCUUACCUUAAA